AUGGUUAACAAUAAGCAUGGCAGCUAUGCCAAAUCCUUCCUCGAUAACCUCUUGGUUGCAAAGAAUGGCUCCACGCCAAACCCUCAGUCGUUCUCUUCCAACUCUACAUCAGCUACCGCCAACACAGCUGCCUCUUCAGCCGCUACAUCUCUGGGCACAGCACCCUUGCUCACAGCUGCCUUCAAACCACACAAGCCUUCCUCCUUAUCUUCAUCCGCCUCUGCAUCGGCUUCUGAGGAUGGAGCAGCCGAAAGAGCUACAUCCGGCUAUGAUGCCUAUCUACCUUCAACGCUCUUCUCUCACCCAGACUACGAUCAAGAAGAGCAAGACAAUCUCAACCUUAAUCAAGUCGACGAUGAUGACGCUUCAUCUAUAGCCGCUUCACCGCCUCUCUCUUCCUCCUUCAAGGCUCAGCAGCUUUCACUCCAGGCUCUCUCGCAUCAUCGCUCCUUCUCCACCUCGAGUAGUCGCAGGACCUCCACCUCGAACCCUACGCCCGACUACACCACCGACAUCCUCGCCACUCUCAAUGACCAGCAUCUCGACGAGGAGGAACGCAUCGACAAGGUCAGAGCCACGCUUGCCAAUGCUCUCUACGCCAUCGAAGGUCUACCUUCACCCUCGGCACGCAUCGACAAUCUUGUCCUCGACCUUAUGCAUCGUCAUCGAGAGGAUGUUCAGCCCACUGGUGCCCACUUUUCCUCCAACCCAACCCAGUCGCCCCUACGUCGUCCAGCUAGGAUACCCUCCUUCUCUACCUCUCGCCCCUGGACGCCAUCGCGGCCUUCCUUCUCGCCUGCCUCUUCAUCCUUCGCCACUCCGACAGAGUCAUCAGCCGUUUCCGCAGCCUUUGCCAACUCUCAGCGUCCAACCUCGCCUCACUUGGGCUCUAGUGCACUUUCCUCGCUCACUUCGGCUACUACUCCAGCAUGGCCCUCUCCCACAGCAACAAGAGCAGCCAGCCCACGACCCCAUCCUGGAGUCAUUGGCUCUGGCUCUCCUCGUGCUUCACCUCGACCUUGGAACCGUACUCUAUCUAACCUCUCCACCACCAGUCUAGCCUCUACGAAUGGUGCAGCUGCAGGCACUCUAUCCCCCAUGUCUUCGCUUCCACCAGGCGUGUUCGGCAAUCCAGCUAGUCGCCCAGCCUCACCAUCUCCUUUCAGCUCACCGAAGCUCAACAUUGCAGCAACCGAGUUCAAACCACGCACCGGCCCUUCCACUAGCAGCACCACCACCAUCAGCACCACCACCACCACCACUGCCGCUGCUGCUGUUGCUGCUGCUGCUGCUGCUGCUGCUGCUCAACUUACGCCAACUCGUCCAGCUCUCCACCUCGUGCGCCGUCCUAGCUCCAAUGCCAGUAGCACCAACCUCGCUCUCGCCAACAAGAGUCACGCUGGUGCUGGCGAUGACGACGACGAUGAGUUCUCGCCCUUUGGUACUGUCAAGCCUGCUCAACAGCCGCUCAGCUAUGCUGGUUUCACUUUGUACGAUCCGGAUGCUGGCUGGACUUCGGCACAGACUGCUGCUGGUGCUCAGAACGCGUAUCAGUCAAGUUGGCCCAGUGUCGAUAUGGGUCAGAGCAGGGACCCUUCCGAUCCUAGCGCGUCUGCUACAGAGCCUACGGCUCCUCUGACACCUUUCGACAUGCUCUACUCCAUCCUUGUCACGGGUACCAAAGCUGGCUCGUCAGAGUGGAGUCCGGAGCAGGUCGAUGAGGCGCUUGUUAUGCACAACUACGAUGUCGAAAAGACACUCAAUGCCAUCUGGGAGAACGACGGCAAGCCUUUGGGUGAUGGUACACGAUCUCUGUUGUCAGGUGCAGGACCUUCUGCUAAUCGCUUCUCCGCUCGUCCUUCCGCAUCCAACUCGCCUCGCAUGGCUCCCGCUCAGCUGCCAGCUACGGCAGGCGUCAAGGCUGGUGUUAAUGUCAUGUCCAGAGAAGCGCUCGGUUUGGGUGGUGCUCGUGGUCAGCGUCCCGCUUUGUCCAGAUCUGGUUCAUCACAGAUAUCGCAGCGGUAUGAAGCAGCACCAGGCGCAGCAGGAGGCGCAGCCAAUCGCGUCUGUCGAUACUAUUUGGCUGGGGAAUGUCGACGUAGUGAUUGCCGCUUCUCCCAUGACUUGGACAGUCGUGCUGUCUGUCGCUACUGGUUGAAGGGGCAUUGUGCUCAUAAUCCUUGCAACUUCUUGCAUGAUUACGAUGCGCUCAACCAGCUGGCCGCCGGUAUUGUUUCUGGUCUGAAUGUCAAUGAUGCAUCAGCCUCGACAGCCGAGCCAUCAGAUACUUGGCCUGCGCAUGCAGCAAGUGCUGGCAAUGGUGCCAAGGAAGACUUCCCCGAACUCGGAGGGAGUUCGAAGGAUGGGUCGAGCAAGUCCUCGUAUGCUGCGACGUUGGGUGGUGGUGCUGCUGCUGCUGCUGAUGCUUCCAGAAACAGGUGGGCUUCCACCGUGCAGAGGAAGGCUCCAACGGAUGCUGUCAUACGGGCACACAGUGAUUCGCAAGGAGUGAUCAGUAUUCACUCCAAAGCUGGUCCGAUGCGAUCUCAGCCUGGAGCAACAGGUUCAGCAGAAGGCAAGCAGGUUGGCAAGGCUGCGGCUGCUACAUCACGCACCUCAGCCCGUAUCCCAUUGCGACCAUCAGCACUCCUCCCCACCCUACUAACUGGCUCCAGUGCAGCCUCAACCUACCAAACCCAUCGAGCCGACGUCCUCUCGCUCGCGGAACAACGCAACAAACUUCUCGCCCGUGCCUCCGAAGCAUACCGCAAAGGCGAUGUCGCUUCCGCCUCCAAAUUCUCCAAAGAAGCUUCCUCUCUAAACCAUCGAUACGAAGACGAAUCUCGAACUGCUGCCCAUGCUAUCGUCAAAGACCGUCUCGUCGAGCUUCGAGCUAGACUGAACGACCCAUUCGCCUCGGGCUCUAAUGCGGCUGCGCAGAGCACCGAAGCUGGUACACGCAAUCUUCGCGGGAAGGUUGUGGGUAAUGGUUUGGGUCUUUGUCUCGGUGCGGUUAGGCGAGGAGCAUUGCAGGGGAAUUCAGCGAAUCUUUCGGUGGAUGAAAGGACAGAGUGUUUGUUGGAUCUGCAUGGAUUGCAUGCCAAAGAAGCCGUUGAGUUAACCGAGAAGUUUUUGUUGGGCUUGGAGGCGGAGGCGAUUCAAGGAUUAGCCUACUUAGCCAUAGGCAAGGGGAAACAUAGUAGUAAAGAAACGGAUAGAAGGAGAGUUGCUGUCGAGGGUUUUGUGAAGCAGUUUUUGAGUAGUUAUUCCUAUCCCUUUGCCGAAAGUGAAGGUCUCUUGGUUGUUGAUCACUUGAGUCAUCUAUAA
Molecule: messenger RNA, 3327 nt
Organism: Ustilago hordei
Lineage: Eukaryota; Fungi; Basidiomycota; Ustilaginomycetes; Ustilaginales; Ustilaginaceae
Exons: 1
Coding region: 1-3327 (1108 amino acids)
Molecular function (GO): metal ion binding
Source: RefSeq, a predicted model, not a curated record